This is a messenger RNA of Thermothielavioides terrestris NRRL 8126, 3345 nucleotides long. RefSeq lists its product as uncharacterized. The coding region runs from base 1 to 3345 and encodes 1114 amino acids. The transcript is spliced from 9 exons. Lineage: Eukaryota; Fungi; Ascomycota; Sordariomycetes; Sordariales; Chaetomiaceae. Gene Ontology annotation, molecular function: transmembrane transporter activity; oxidoreductase activity; FAD binding. The record is from RefSeq and is a predicted model, not a curated record. Gene Ontology annotation, biological process: transmembrane transport.
AUGGCCUCGUCCUUGCUGGGGCUGGCUUGCGCCGCAUGCCUCGUGCCCACCGCCCUGGGCCAGAUCUUUGUACGGGAUGAGCCAGACGCCGCGGUGGCGACCUCCGUCACGGUGGACUCGUUGGACUUCUCGGACGCCGCAGACACCUUGAACACAACCUUCCAGGGCAUCAAGUUUGGCUGCAAGUGCUACCCGGGCGACCCGUGCUGGCCAUCGCCAGCCAAGUGGAAUGCGCUCAACGCGACUGUCGACGGGCAGCUGCUCGUCAACAUCCCGCCCGGCGCGCCGUGCCACAACAAUUUCACCGGCCCGCUCGGGACGAUCAACACGUACGAUGCGGCCAAGUGCGCCGAGGUGACCCAGAACUUUACGAGCGAGUCGUGGACAGUGAGCCAGCCGGCUGCCGAGCUCUGGACCUACGCCACCAAUGAGACGUGCCGGCCGACGCAGAACCCGGCCGACAGCUGCACGCUGGGCUACUACGGCGUCUACGUCAUCAUGGCGACCAAGCCGCAGCACGUCAAGGCCGGCAUCGACUUUGCCCGGCGCAACAACGUGCGGCUGAUUGUGCGCAACACGGGCCACGACUUCUUGGGCCGCAGCACGGGCUACGGCGCCUUGAUCAUCAACACACACAGCUUCCAGCAGGUCACCUGGAUCGACUCGUACAGCGGUCCCGGGAGCUACAAGGGCAGCGCCGUCACCCUCGGUGCCGGGGUCGAGGGGCGUCCGAUUCUCACCGCCGGCCACGCCCGGAAUCCCCCGGUCGUCGUCGUCACGGGUGAAUGCCCCACCGUCGGCAUUGCUGGUGGCUUUAUCCAGGGUGGCGGCCACGGCCCGUGGACGACGCUCAAGGGAUUCUCGGCGGACAACGUCCUCGCCUUCGAGGCCAUCACCGCCUCGGGUCACUACGUGACGGCCAACGAGGCGCAGAACCCGGACCUGUUCUGGGCGCUCAAGGGCGGCGGGCCGGCCUCGUUCGCCGUGAUCCUGUCGGUCACCAUGAAGACCUUCCCGGACGUCCGGUCCGCCGGCGCGACGCUGUACAUCAAUUCGACGCUCACGACGGACCCGGACGUGUGGUGGAACGGCACGGCCAUCUUCCACAAGUGGUCCAACCACUUUGUCGACAACGGCCUCUACGUCUACUGGGAGCUGUCCCCCAUGACGUUCCGCGCCCGGCCGUUCGUGGGCAUCGGCAAGACGUCGGCGGAGCUGCGGCGCGUGAUGCAGCCGUUCCUGGACGAGCUCGCGGCCAAGGGCGUGCCGUUCGAGUUCGCCAUCAAGGACUUCCCGACCUUCUACGACCUGUACAUCGACCUCUUCGAGGACGAGGCGGCGGGCGGCUCGGCGCUGACGGGCGGCUGGAUGUUCAACCACGAGGACGUGGCGACCAACAACGACGGCAUCGUCGACGCAUUCAAGACGGUGCUCUCGCCGCGGGCCGACCUGUUCGGCUUCAUGAUCGGCCACCUGUUCAACCCGGGCUACGGCGCGCCGCGCGGCAGCAGCGCGACGCACCCGGCGUGGCGCAACGCGACCGACUUCGUCAUCGCCUCCAUCUCGGUGCCGACCAACGCGACGCGCGCGCAGAAGGCCGACCUGCAGAGCGUCAUGACCAACACCAUGGAGAGCGCGCUGAGGAAGGCCAGCACCAGCGGGUGCACCUACGUCAACGAGGCCGACCCCUACCAGCGCGACUGGCAGAGCCACUUCUGGGGCGAGCAGUACCCGGCGCUCAGGGCGCUCCGGCGCAAGUGGGAUCCGCUCGGUGUGUUCUACGCCACAUCGACGCCGGGCACAGAGGAGUGGGAGGUGAUCGAGGACGGGACGCGGCUUUGCAGGAAGCUACACGCCUCGUCGAGCCGAGCAGACGGCUGGGUGUCUUGGCUCUGGCCGUCCGCCCUCGCCCUGAAGGUGCACGUCGAGAAGCGCAUCUUGUUUGCCGGCUUCCUCAUUACGCUAAGCUUCAGCUUUACUCAAGUGCCGAUCUUCUACGCCUUCCACUUGAUGGAAUGCGAUAUAUUCUACAGCAACCACCCGCCAUACGACGGCCCCGGAGAUCGAUGCAGCCGCAAUGAGAUCGCCGCGGGUACGGCGACGCAGUACGCCAUCCUGGGCAUGACCACCACCUUUUGCGGCACCAUCAACCUGUUCGUCGCCGGAUGGAUGGCCAAGAAGAUCGGCCCGCGAGCCGCCCUGAUGGUCCAGACCUUUGUCCCGGCCAUCCGCGUGGCGACGCAGAUCCUCGGCGUCAUGGCCGGUGGGCAGGCCGGCAUCGUCAUUUUCCAGUACACCCAGCUGAUCACCGUCAUUGGUGGUCCCGUGGGAUACAUCUUGGUUGCCAAUAUCAUCGCCGGCGAGGCUGUCGAGCCCUUGCGGCGGACAGCCGUGUUUGGCAUGCUCCAGGGGUGCAUCAUGCUCGGCCAGGGGAUCGGGUACCUCAGCGGAGGUAUGAUUGGCGAUACGUGGGGCAUCCGGCGCCCCUUUGAAGUGGCCUUCUGCUCCUUUUUGAUCGCCACAUUGUACGUGCGUAUUGCGAUGCCCUACAUCGCCGCCGAGUCUCUGUCCCGGGGCUCGAAGCCCAAUUCGAAGGGACUGGCCGAGUUCUUCGCCCCUCUGCGGAUCCUCGCACCGCAGAAAGUGCUGCUUGCCAGUGGCGCGGUGAGAAACCAUUACGGCGUUCUGUUUCUCUGCGCCGGCGUCUUUCUCGGCGUGUUGGCCACCGGAUACGCCCCUCUGUUAAUUCAGAUGUACGCCACCGCCGUGUUCGAAUUCCGGCAGGGCGACAAUGGCUGGCUCAUGUCCGAGUUCGCCUUUAUGCGCGCUGCCUUUUUGAUCUUCCUCUUCCCCCGCAUCAUCAGCAGGGGUCGGAAGUGGCACAUGGCCCGGAGCACGGAGCAGCGGGCCCCGGAAGCCGAGCCCCGUCGGUCGUCCCGGCUCGCGACGAACCCCGAGGAACUCGAAGCGCCGAUGGGCAGCUUGGCGGAAGAGGAGCCAGUGGAAUCUGCUGAGGUGAAGGAGGAUGAGGGCACCGCCUUCGACCUUCGCUUCCUUAUGCUAAGCCUGGCUGUUGACGGUGCUCUGACGAUGUGUGCCGCCUUUGCUACGAAGGGGUGGCAUAUUUACGUCGGUAACUGCCUUUUUCUUGCCCUUCGCGUCGGGUUCAGCGCCAGCAGCCAAAGGCGUCAUGACCGAGAUGUGCUCAAGCUCGAGAAGGGCCGACGCGCUGAACGCCCUGACGCUUGUCGAAAACAUAGCGAGGCUUGCAACCCAGGGCUUGUUUGGUUUUGUGUUCUCCGCGCUCGCCGAGAUUGGCAAGCCACACCUUACCUUCUUUGCUAA